Messenger RNA from Ostertagia ostertagi, 422 nucleotides. NCBI's taxonomy places the organism in Eukaryota, Metazoa, Nematoda, Chromadorea, Rhabditida, Trichostrongylidae. The record is from the annotation of a GenBank genome assembly.
AUGGGACAAGUCGUUAUGUUAUACGAGGUUGUUUUACUAGGUUGCGCUUUCAGGUUAAUUGCUUCUCUGUUCCCUGUUAGUGACAGAUGGCACCCUGUCUGCUCUCCAGCCAUGGCACUUGCGGCCGUGACACUUGCGAAGUGCCAAGUACUGAAUUUAGCUAUCCUCGCUCGUCAGAUACUCCUUGCGACAGUAGUCAGUGACUACGUAGAAGAAAGCAGGCGAUAUGUACCUGAAGCAAUAGCAUUCUGUCAAGGAGCGUUGCUAAUGGCAGUAGAGAAUGAGGAGAGUGAACGUGCUCCAUCAGUUGUGUUUCCGAUUUCAAUGCCGCAUAAGAGGAUGCUUUAUAUUGAGAAGGAUGUUGCGAAGGAUGCUGAGCUCAAGCCGUUGGAAUUAGCAGUGGUUUUUGCGAAAGAUGAAAC